This is a messenger RNA of Cadophora gregata, 870 nucleotides long. RefSeq lists its product as uncharacterized. The coding region runs from base 1 to 870 and encodes 289 amino acids. NCBI's taxonomy places the organism in Eukaryota, Fungi, Ascomycota, Leotiomycetes, Helotiales, Ploettnerulaceae. The record is from RefSeq and is a predicted model, not a curated record. The transcript is spliced from 2 exons.
AUGGAAGAUCGAGAGGAGAAAGAGGCAGCUCAGGCAGAGCUCAGGUGCGGCAACGAGGAUCACGACAACCAGAGAAAAAGUGACAAAACAAAAAAGCGACAAUUAGCAAAGUUCAUAAUUGCUAGAAUGUUGACCUUUUCGAAGAAUACAUCAAUAAUUGUUGGUCCAGAGAGGCAAAUUUCCAACGUGCCACAAGAUCUUCUCGCUCUUCACUCAACCUUCUUCCGCGAACAUUUUGACCGAGCAGAGCAGGAAAUCGUGCUACCAACCAUGAGGGCUGCUGAAUUUGCGAAGUUUGUGGCUUGGCUUCAUCUUUUGGUCCUUGACUCUGAGCCCUUGUAUGGAGAUGAGGAAGACCUGGACACUGUGACUGAACGAGGAUGGGAGCUGGGAAGAAUAUUGGGUGCACCGGGCUACCAAAAUUCAUAUAUGUUGGUAUACAAAGACUACUGCCGAGACAACUUGGUUAUUUGGCCAGAUGCUUUAACGAUACGCACGAUAUACGAUAUUACACCGCCAAGAUGCAAGUUGAGGAAAUUCGCUGCGGACUCGAUGGCGGCUCGAUCUCCUUUCAAGCGGUACGCAGCAGGAUCUCGCAAGCUCGCAGAGUGGGAUGCUUUGUUAAAAGAGUUUCCAGAACUGAGCAUCGAUAUUGUAUAUGCCAGUGUAAAUGAUUGGCGCGAGAAUGUUCCCUGGGAUGACGAGUAUUUGGUUGCAUACAUGGAGGACGAGGUAUCGCUCGAUUCAGCAUGGGAGGAGCAAAUUCUGGCAAAGCGAAAUAUUGAUGAGAUCAGAAAGGAGGCAGAAAAGAAGUGCAUACGCAGCAUUUUUGAACUCUCGCAUCUCGAGCGUAACAAGAAUCGAGAGUGA